AUGUUUCUAGAUGAUCUACCACAUUCUGUUUUAUAUAAUAUAUGUAAAUAUCUAUCGUUUAGUGAUAUAACACAGUUAUUGAAAGUAUGCAAACGAUUAUACAUUUUAAUUGAAAAAAAUAAUUAUUUUUGGAUAAUAUUGAUUCGGAAUCAUUUUGGAUUUAAAUUAUAUCACCGUUAUGUUCAUGAAAUAUUCGAAAACACGAAAAAUUCCGAUUAUGUUUUAUAUAAUACAGAACAAGAUAAAAUAUAUUUUGAAAAAUCUUAUCAAAAACUACUAGAAUUAAUGUGUUGUUUAUGGUUAUGGAAUGUAUUAGAUUGUAAAAAUGAUAGUUAUGGAUAUAUAACCUAUAAACGAAUAGUUAAGCAAAAAAAACGUCCGCGUACAAAUCAUUAUAAUAUGUCAUUAAAAAUCGAAGAAUUAUUUCAAUAUUAUUUAAAUCGAAAUAAAUAUUUAACUAAUGAAAAUAUUUGUCAAAUACUAUGGUCUAAACUAAUUUAUUUCUAUUUAAUUGAAUGUAAACGUUUAUCAUGUCUGGAUUUCUUUCCCGUAUACUUACGAUGUUCACUUGGUCAUAAAAAUUGUUCGAAUACGAUACAUUCACAUUAUGAAUAUGAUUCAAGUAGUUCAAUGGGUCUAUGUGUUCGAUUAUAUUCGAACAUAAAUAUUUGUCAAUUUGGUAUAAAAGGUAAAUUUAAAUCAAUAUUACCUGGAAUCUAUGAAAUUCUAUGCCGCAUUAAACUAGAUAAGAAUGAAAGUUAUUUCUCAUACUUUACUGAAUGUUGUAGUCAAAAUCGUAAUAGAGAAAAAUAUGUAGAAUGUUAUUUUAUUGCAUUAGCUGAUCGUGGUCUUGAUUGUGAAGUCGAUGAAAAAAAACUGAAUUAUGAUUGGUUUGAAUCAAACUAUUUAUUACAUGGAAAUCAAAAUUGGUUUAUUGAAAGCAUGGGCAAAAUAAAAGUAUUCGAAUUAUCGAAUAUUUAUUUUGGAUUUAAAAUAACUAGUGACUACGGUUAUCGAAAUAUAUUAUUUGACUAUAUUCAAUUAAAUAUUGUUGAAUAA
Messenger RNA from Rotaria sp. Silwood2, 1059 nucleotides. NCBI's taxonomy places the organism in Eukaryota, Metazoa, Rotifera, Eurotatoria, Philodinida, Philodinidae. The record is from the annotation of a GenBank genome assembly.